Molecule: messenger RNA, 1639 nt
Organism: Linum tenue
Lineage: Eukaryota; Viridiplantae; Streptophyta; Magnoliopsida; Malpighiales; Linaceae
Source: the annotation of a GenBank genome assembly
UCCCUCCGAGCUUUGAACUUGCGCUCCAAACGGGAAAAAAAUUAGAAUGGCGAACGAUGAUGACGUCAGAGUUCAAGUUCUCUCCACAUCCCUAGUCCACGCCAACAACAAAACCACGCCACCUUCCGAGAGGAUUCCUCUCACGCCGUGCGACCUACGCCUCCUUCUCGUCGGAACCAUCCAGAAGGGACUUCUCUUCCGCAAACCCGCGGCGGCGGACACGUCGGCGGCGGCCGCAUUCGUCGACAACUUGAAAUCUUCCUUCUCCGCCGCCCUCGCCUCGUUCUACCCGUUCGCCGGCCGCCUCUCCGCCGACGAACACCCCGAAGACGGCACCGCCGCCGUCUACAUCGACUGCAACGACGCCGGAGCUCCGUUCGUCCACGCCUCCGCCGCCGGCGUCUCCGUCGCCGACAUCCUAGACCCCGUAUACAUCCCUCCCGUCCUCUGGUCCUUCUUCCCCCUAAACUGGCUCAGAAACCACCACGGCUUCCACCAUCCCUUGGCCGCCGUCCAGGUCACCGAGCUCUCCGACGGGAUAUUCGUCGGCUGGACGAUUAGUCACGCCGUCGCCGACGGCGCCACCAUCUGGAAGUUCGUCAAAUUAUGGUCCGCACUCUGCCGGCAGGGUGAUGACGACUCCUCCUCGUCGACGGCGGCGGCCUUCUCCAGAGACUGGUUUAUCGACGAGAAGCACCGGCCCAUCAAGAUCCCCAUCACCAAAAUCGAAGAACUCGAACAAGAAGACGACGACAAAAUCGUCUUGAAGUUGAAGGAGCGGAUCCUACACUUCAGCCGCCGGAAACUCGAGGAUUUAAAAUCACGCGCCAACGCCGAAGCAGCCGACAUCGCCGGCUUCCGCGGCAACAUAUCUUCUCUCCAGUCGCUAAUCUCUCACCUGUGGAGGGCGGUAGUAAUUCGAAACAAGAAUAUUCCAGAUCCAGAUUCGGAGGAGGAAGCCGUAUUUAUUGUCCAGGUGGGAUUGCGGUCGAGGUUUGUUCCUGAAGACUACUUCGGGAACGCGGUGAUUCCGUGGCCCAUAGUGGUUAAGUUGAAAGAGCUGUCAGGAGGACGCGAUAAGGGAUUGGGACGCGUGGCGGCGGAGGUGAACAAGGUGGUGGCGGGGCUGACGGUCGAGAAGCUGAAGGGAGCGGUGGAGUCGUGGAUCGAGAAUCCGAAAAUGCCGACGGUGAGAGGUUUUGUCGCCGGAGGGAUGGUGCUGAGCAGCUCGCCGAGGUUCGACGUCUACGGUAACGAUUUCGGGUGGGGGAAGCCCGUGGCGGUGAGGAGCGGUUCCGGGAACAAAUUCGACGGGAAGCUCACGGUGUAUCCCGGGGUUGAGAACGGGAGCGUCGACGUUGAGAUUUGUCUGUCGCCGGAGAUGGCGGCGCGUCUGGAAAGUGAUACGGAAUUUAUGGCUGCAUUGGAGUAAUUAGUUAAGUUAGACUGCCUUUUUUUUAAGGAUGCACGAGUAUGCAAAUUUAUGCCUGGUUGGUGAGAUUCAUCUAGCUAGUAUGGAUCGUACUGUACUGUAUUGUACAGUGACGAUCGUAUUUGAUUUGUACUUUUGACUAUCAAUUUGCAUUUAUGCUAGCUUUUCAAUAUAAUUGAUGAUAUGGGUGUACUAUGGUUCAUGAAA